Moneuplotes crassus is the source of this 10086-nucleotide messenger RNA. Lineage: Eukaryota; Ciliophora; Spirotrichea; Euplotida; Euplotidae. The record is from the annotation of a GenBank genome assembly.
CUCAAUGGAGAUCGACGAUAUCACCAGUGAAAGCGCAGAGGGAGAUAAUGAGAUCCUAGCAGAACUUAAGAAAGAACAAGAAGAAGAGGAGCAGAAAGAUAAGAAACAAGAAUUCAAACAACAUGUCAGAGAAGUUGGCAAGGAGAUCAACCAAAGAAUCGAGAAACAGCAUGAACUUUAUAAAAAGUUCCUUGCUGAAGAGGAGAUAGUGGCUGAUAAAUAACGUCAAUAUCCUUGAUGAAAUCCUUGAAUCAUUGAAAGCAUCACUUGAUAUCAUAAUGAUGAUGAAAAAGAAAGAAAAGGAAAGACUGAUUGCUAUCAUUUACAACUGUAGUCUGAUUAUCUAUGAAAUCUGAUUGCUAUUAAAGAAGAAUAAUUAUCCUAAAAAGGCAGCAAAAUACUUAAAUUUCAACCUGUACUGACUCAACAAUAAUCUGAUGCUCAGGCAGACAGUUAUAUGGGAGAAGGAAGACAUCGAGUCUCUCAGCAAUGUGACUCUGAAACCUGACAAAGUUCCAGACUUUAUUUCGAAUGAAGGAUAUCUUUUCUGGCGAAUUAAGAACUACACUCAGCUUGCAAAAUGAUAUGAAGAUUUUGGAAAUCUCAGAGGAGCUCUUGCAGUGUGUAAAAAUGGAGUUCAGACUGUCCUUUUCUUCAUGAAGAUUGAAGAGCAAACUCCUCCCCUUCCAGAACAUACUAAGGAUGCUAUUACUGAAUGUGCACGGAUUAUGAAGACUCAAGUCCUGAAAUAUCAAGUCCAAUCAGGAGCAAUUACUCCAACAGCAUGGAAGAAAGGAGUUGAGCAGACUUUUUACAGCAACAAAUAUCACAGAUCUCUCUGUGUAGUGGAGUCUUUGACUGUUGGUGAUCCUGACCGGUUUAGCCCAAUAAGUCAAAAUUUAGAAGGUGUCGAAUGGAAGAAAGAAGUUCUAAUCUAUGCAAUUGAACUUGUUAUAAAGGAUAUAGAAGUCGUCAAAGAAGCGUUGAUUCAGAGAGACGAACUCAAGAGAGCAAAGAAGGAAAAGGAGCAGGUCCUCUUGAAUGACCCAGAUGUCAAUGUGGAAGAGCUCAUUGAAAGACACAGAGAAAUGCAGGAUCAGAUGAUUAAAGAUGAAGACUGGAAGGCUGCAAGUUACAAUGUUCCUCUUGAUAUACAUAUUCAAAUAAUCACUUUUUGAUUUGAAUGAAAAUAUUGGGAUUUCUUCAAUAAUCUCCUUAGAAGUGCCUUGAUCAGGCUAAAAUUUAGAAGAUAUGAGGUACCUUAUAUUUCAACUAUUGACGUUUUGAUGUCAUCUCUCAAAGAUGCAGCUGUACCAGAGUCUUUUGAAAAGGUCAAAUCAAAAGAUUUAAAUUCUGCAAAUCUAAAGAUUGAGCUGAAGAAAAUACGUAAACGAAAAGACAGAGAAAGGGAUGAGAUUCUGAACUAUAACAACCCAUUUGACCAAGAAGAGCAGAAAAAAAAUGAAUCUUUUGAUAUUAACCCAAAUUUUGCAACUGAAGAAGAGCUUCAAGAAAUCAAACAUAUUUAUGUAAACUUGUUACUCCAAAGGUCAAAGAAUCCUAAAAACGCGAUUGUAAAUCUUGAUGUCAUCAUGGUUGAUGAAAAUAAUGACAACAGGAUUCCUGAUGAUCAUUAUGCAGUAGCUGUUCCUAUCAGACAGCAUGAAGGAAUUUAUGAAAAAUAUCACACCAUUCCAUAUAUUCUGUUCAGAAGAACAAAGGAUAAUCUGAGAGAUGAUGAAGAUUUAUUAAACCUGAUCACAGAUGUGACUGUGAUCACUGGUAAAAGUCCUGACAUUCAGCCUCCUUUGGGGUAUACAAAGAUUCCUGUGGAUCUUAGACAAACACCAGGGGAAUUAAUAGAAGUGGUAAAUUUGGAUUAUGUAUUUAUUUGAUACAAAACAGAUAAAGACAUAAAUAUUUAUGAAAGAGAUCUUAUGCUAGUCAAAUAAAUUGUAUGAUCUUAAUAUCAGUAUUCUUCAAAUUGGCACACCUGAGUAUGACUCUCUUCCAGGACCAAAGAAAUAUCUUGGUCUCACAUAUAAUAUGGAUCUGCUGAUGGAUCUUUCUCGAAGAAUCAGAGAUUCUCUGACAGGUCCUAUCGGAAGAUUUUAUUACUCCCAAAGAAUUGAUGAAAUGAAAGAAUUGGUUAACAUUAUUAUCUUCCAAUACAUUCUCCCAGUCAGAAAGAAAAUGGUAGAAUUUUUAGAGCUGAAGGUUCAGAAGGAAUUCUCCAACCAAUUUGAUGAUGACAUUGAAGAGUUGAUAUUAAAAACGAAGAAUAUAUUCAAGGACAUUAUGACAGCAAGUUUUGAGCAAUUCUUUAUCCAUUCAGGAAACUAUCUCAUCAAAAACUCAAUCGCGAUAUGAAUUUACUUCUGUAACCUCCUUGAGGAAGAAGGAGAAUACAAAACAGCUAUAAAAUAUCUAAAACUUACUCUUAAGACUAUUAUCAGAGAAAGAAAUGAAAGACUGAAAUAAGAAGAGUAGUUACUGUAUUAAUCCUUCCUCUCUUCUAUUCCUUCACACUUCAGCCAAUAACGAGAUCUAUGAGUCCAAGAGAAUCAUUGACCAACACUACAAGAUAUGGGAAGAUAUCAUCCUCAAAACUGAGAGAAACAAGAAGAGAGAAGAACUGAAAGAACACAUUCUUGAUGAGUUUGAGCUUGAACAAGAGUCUUAUGAAAUCACGCAGCUUGAAGAAAUUAGGAAAAAGGACCUUGAGAGACUCCCUCUUUUCUAUAACGGUCAUAAUUUACAAGACCAUGAGCGACAUAAAUAUGUAUCGAUAUCUACUUACUCAAAUAAAGAUGACUAUCUUAAUGAUUUACACCUUGAAGUACUGUGAUGCUUGUAUAAGUGAGAGCUCAAACAAGGCUUUAAACUCGCCAAAUUUCAUGAACAAACCAUGAAGCUGCUAACAGUUCAAGGAUUUCAUGAACCUGAAGACCAACAGAAGCAACUAAACUCAACUUCGAAUACAAAGCAGAUGAACAGAAGUAUCAGAAGCCUCAGAAGUACCAGAAGCUUCAAAUAAAAUGAAGAAAGAAUUCAAAGAAAUCCAAGAGGUUUAUAAAGAAACUGGUAAAGUCCCAUUGUACUCCUCCCUGGUUUUUAACUACGAGAAGAGGAUUUUGAUUGAGAAUUACAAGAACCCAUACCAAAAUUCCUUAUUCUCUAUGAUUAUGGCUAUUUAUAAGCCUGAGCAAUUUGACCAGAGAUCGUUACUCCUGGAUAGCUUUAAUACACUUAUUAAACUGACUGAGUCCCAAGAUACUAAGAAUAGGAUCACUGAUGCUCAAGAGGAUGACCAAGGAAUAUAAGCCUUGAGACUGAGAACCUAAAGGAUAAAAUAUUUGAAAAUGCAGUCAUGUAUAAAGCCAUUGACUUGUUGUUAAAUAGAGAUGAGAAAACUCUUGAUCAGAUUUACCCCUUAAACCAUAUUUCGAUGCUUAGGUAUAUUAAGAAAACUGAGGUUCCAACUGCUCCAUUGAUGGUUGGAUAUUCAUCCAAUACUCUAACUAUGAUUAUUCCUUUCUUUAAACCUCUCAUCGAAGACAAAACACUGAGAAAUAUCAACCUUCUUUCUUUGCUCUGCAGAGAAAUUGAAGGAAAAGAGAAAGUAGAAAUUGAUGAUAAUGAAUACGAUGGAUUAGAGGAUCUGUAUAAGUCUGGUCAAAUAGCUACAGUUUCGAAUCUUACUGCAAAUAAAGUUUACAAGCUCACUUGUGCAGGAUAUACUGAAGAAGAGGAGCAAGUAAAUGAUAUUGGAGAAGAAACUGGUGAAAUAAUACCAUGACUCCCGCUCAAUGUUAAAGUUUUAACUGCACAUCUUGCUACAAUCUGCUUCAAGCUGGGACACUAUCAGAUUGCUAAAAAGGCUUCUGAAUAUCUUCUUACUCAGUACCUUGAGAAGAAUAAACUCCCUUAUAGACAGCUAGAUGUUACAACCUCGACUCUAUUUACCUUUAGGUUGAAUUAUUCUUGAAUAAAUCAUGCAACCCCCACUACAGUAAAAUCUCUAAUAAAUUGCUUCUUGAUUCUUUCUGAUGUCUCAAAGAUCCAGAAGAGCCAAGAAAAGCCAGCAGAAGAUCGUCUGAGAGAAAAUAAAUUGAGGAAGCAGACUUCAGGCUUGAAGAUAAUAAACUUUCUGAUGCUAGCAUUAGAACUUUCUAUAAUUCUCAAAGAUUUCCCUGUCAUAAAGAGGCUGAUCUACGAAAUUUAUGAUAAUUUGAGGCCUUAUCUCACAUUUGAUAGAUUACCACCCUUAAUUUUCUAUUGUUUACUCUAUUGCCACCAAUCCAUAACUCUGCUACCAAAGAGCUGUGUUGAUAGCCCAACAAGAAGGAUUGGCUCUAUUAUUGGAUAUAACCUCUGCAAGCCUUAUUUAGUAAGAAUGGGUCAGGAGAAACUUCCUUUCAUGUACCUCAUCCUUGAUGCCCAGUCAAAGAUAGACCUCAGAAAAUGGAGAAUUCAUAGUAAAAUGAUCACCAAAGCUGACCCUCUCACUAAUGAAAUGAGAGCUAAGAGAGAAGAACAACUUGAAAUGAUCAAGAAAGGAGGGGAUAUUUUCUACCUUGAAGAUGACGAGAUUAUUAAGGAACCCGAACCUUAUGAAGCCCUAGAAAGUUAUAUUGCUGAAACUGAGAAAGAAGGCAAAGCGUAUGAUGAAUUCCUUGAAAUUUUCAAUCUCAUUGUUCAAAAAGAAUCAGAAAAUGAAUUUCAAGGAUACAUUAAAAAGGUUCCUACUCAGACCACAUUUGUUGAGCAACGUAUCAGAAAGUAUGAAGAAAUGCUAAAAAGUUUUACUCUCCAAAUAACAGGUGGGAAAGAUAUCAUUCCAAAAAUGAUUAAAGAGAUGCAAAUAGUAACUUCCUUUUGGAAAAUAAUGGCUGAUGAUCCAAAGCUAAUAGUUAACAAUAUUCGAUUUAUUAACCAUCCUAAUUUCCUCAAGUUCAACUGUAUUGCUCUUCGUCGAAUUGCUGAAUCACAGAUGGUCUCUCUGCUAGAUUAUCGCCAGUUAAUAAACCACAUCAAUAUGGAUGAAGAUAUUAUUAACACUGCGCAGACAUGGGCAUUUGAAAGAAAAGAACUCCUUGCUAAAGACAUCGUCCGUCAAAGGAAAAAGCGAAUUCUUGAGAAAUUUGGAAAUACAGAGAAUGGGAUUGAAGGAUUUGAACAACAGAAGCAGCUUCACCAAGAAAUAGGACAAAGUAAAAGGAGUAAAGAAGAAUUUUUCCAAAUUGACAAGCAGCAUUUUCCUUAUUGAUCCAUGGUAGCUGAACUAGAAUUCCUUCGAGGCUCUAAUGAGACCAAGAUACUGAAGCAGAAUUAUCUUUAUAUUAAAGAGUUUGGAGAAUCCAACUCUCCAAUGACCUUAUUAAUUGACUUACAAGAGAUGGUAAUUCUGGCUAAAAAUCAUCGGGAGUUCUUGCUAAAUGAAAAAUUAAGGAUUAGAAAAGAACAGAGGAAAUAUAACAUAGAUAGUCGGUCAGCCAGAUCUCAUGACAAAGAUUUAAUCAUGAGAGAAGAUGAUUUUCAAGCUGAUGAGAUCAUAAUUGUUCCUAUUGACCCGCUAACCGAAGAUAUUUCAAUUGUUCUUGAAAUUUACUGUAGAGCUGGCCAGUUUGCCAUUGUAUCCCAAAAUUGGAACCAGUUCGAUAAUAUAUUAAGAGGAGCUUGGAAUUUGAUGGCAUAUCAUCUUUCAUCUCCUUUUGGAUUUGAACGAACAACCGCAUACCAGGAUAUCUAUUUACUUGCAGAUCAAUUGAUCCACUAUUUGAACCAUUUCACUGAUAUAAAGGCUCCUCCAACUGAGGAAGAGGAAAUUAAUAUUGAGAAGAACUUCACUCCAAAAUUCACUAAUAACGAAAAGCUAAUUAUUCCUGAUACUCCGUUCGAUAAUCUUGAAGGAAGAGAUAUGAGAAUUUAUGGAAACUUUAUAGCAUUCACAGUGCAAUGUCUCUUUGUCAGUGAGAAAUGGGAGUCAAUUAUCGACUUGAUCUCAAGAUUUACAGAAGCAAUUUCAAUGUUUCCUCCCAUUGACCCUGAAUUCAUAAGCUUUCUAAAAAUAUACCUUUUCAAGUACAUAGUGUAUUCUGUUGACAAGUUAUACCAGGUUGCUUGAGCGAAGUCCAAGGAUAAAAGAGAUGAACUGAAAUUGAGGACCCAACAGUUGAACACUUAUUCUGAGAAGAAGUCAGACUCUUCAAAAGCUAUUAACAUGGAACGAACAGCAGCUCAAUUGCUACAGAAUAGGAGAGAUGCUACAGGAGGUCUUCUGCCUGAUGAAAUUGAGCUGAAAAGAGAUAAAGGCCAACUUGAAAGUGAGCUUGCUCGACUAGAAGCUUUUGAAAAUUUCCUAUACCUUGAAAAAGAGCAAUAUGAACAAAGUUUAAAGAGCAUGCAAGAUAAAUAUAGUCCGAUUAAAGAGCAAUUGAGAGUAAACCGGCUUCUUUACAGGAAGUUCUCAAGUGAAACCUUCAACUUAGAAGAAAAACAAAGACGACAGCCAGAAGCUACAGUUCUAAAGGCAAGUUUUAAGGCACAUGAGGCCUUAUCUGGCCUUGUAAUUAGCAAUUACUCAAAUUUAAUUGAGACUGCAAAAUCAGAGAAGGAUAAUUAUGCAGUUAUACAAUGCUAUAAUGAAAUUGGAAACCUGUACCAUUCUGUAGGAAAUGAAGAGGAAGCUGCUAAAAACUGGAAAGGAGCUAUCCAAAUCUUUUCUGAAGAACUCAAGGAAACUGAAGUUUACCUUGCUGAGAAAAUUGGAAUUCAGCAAUGUCUACUUCUUGGAAUUAUAUCUUCAAAGUUAUCUCGGAUAUGCUACAGUAAUAAGAUUCUUAAUGAAGGAGAAACAUAUAUAGGAAAUGGGAUUGACAUAUACACCAGUAUUUCUACAAAAUGAUUUAUUGCCUGUUUUUCAUUAUCCCUUCCUCAUCCUCAAAAACUGAUAGACUACAGGAAUUAUAGAAUGACUGAGUUCAUUAAGAAGAUAGAAAUAAUUGAGGAUAACCAAGCAUUCACUUAUAAUGAACUAAUCUUUGCUCUUGAGAUAACAUGAGAUGUGUUGAUAGACCAUGAUGCAUACACUCAAGUGCUGCCUUUACUCUGACUUAUGGAGCACAUCUCAGUAGAUAUUAUAAAAUCAGUCCCCAAUAUGAUCAAAUCAAGGAUCAUGAAAUCUAUAGCUCUUGCAGAACUUGGAUAUAUAAAUGAAAGUCUUCAGUUAGUAUUCAAAAUCAUUGAGGAAAAAGAUACCCCUCUUGAUUCAUCGCAAAAAGAUAGUGAGUAUAACAAGCAGUUACAGGGUCAAUUCUUUCAGUUCACAGACAAGAAGUACUUCUUCAAGAAUGAUCAGGCACCUGAAGAAAUAGGCAAUAAGAAGGUUAUUGUUUUAUUGCUUAACUUAGAAAUGAAAAUCUCUGAGAAAUACAAAGUUUCGGCAUUCCUAGAACAAUACUUUAGAUAUUGCAGAUGCAUUAUUCUACAAAGUAUUCUCUCGAAAGUUCCUUUCAGAGAGAAUGAGACUGCAGAAGUGCAUAUCAUGUACUCAAAGAUACAGAAUGAAAUCCUAUCACUCCUUGGAAUUCUUGACAAGGAAGAGCUAGUCCAUGAUUGUAUUGGAAAGAUUUCGAUGUAUUAUGAUGUUUUUAAUAAAGGAAUCGACUAUUUUCCAGAAACGAAAGGGAUGACUCAUAAGCAAGAAGAAUAUAUCAAAGAUCUUCAAUCCCAACUUGCAAAAAUUCUUAGCACAAAUUCAGAAGGUCAAAUCAUACUUGAUGAUGCUUCUAAAAGUGUGUUUUUGUAUCAUGAUGAGCAUAAGCCUCUCCAAUAUAGGCGUUCUGAAAGGCUAGCACUGAUGCUGAAAUCUAGAAUGCUUCUAUCAAAAGUUUAUCACAACAUUACCCUACUUAAAGCAUACUAUAUCCUUGACCAAGGGUUGAUGAACUUCCACUUCUACUGUAUAGGAAGGUUAAAUUCAGAGAAGUGCAAUUUGUACCAAAAGAAAGGGUUUGAAAUUCCUUCUCAUCUAGGAAGUAGGAUCUUUGAGAUUCAUGAAAAGACCCUAACUAAGAAAGAUCCACAAAAUCCUCUGAUCAGUGAUGAAAUGCUUGAGAUUAUACAAAGAACAAUCCUUCAAAAGAAAUGAAGUGUGCCUUAUGCUUAUAUUUGGGUCAAGGCAAAAUAUGAGCUUAUUAAAAUCCUCUUUCUUCAAGAGAGAUAUGAUGAAGUCAUGAUCUUCUGAGAUAAUGCUAAAUCGGAGUGUAAUGAUCUUGGAGAUACUUACUACACAAGACUCUUAGACCAGCUCUUAGUCAUAUGAGCAUUCCAAAGAGGGUAUUAUAAGCGAGGGUUAGAGAUGUUUAAUGACCUUCAAAAUUAUGCAGAAGCCCAUCUCCACAAAGACCUAGAGCUGGCUAUUUUUAAAGCGAAUAUUGGGGAAAUUAUCUAUCAUUAUGACCAAGAUUCUAUGUGUAUAGAUUUAUUCAAACAAUCAAGGGAAAUAAUGAGUGAAUAUCUUCAUAAAAUUGGGUACAGGACUGAGAAAAUAUCGGAUUACCCCUCUGAUGUUAACAUAAACACCAAAGAUCCUAAAUUCAUGAAGCCAGAUGUUUAUAACAAAAGAGACCGGAAAUAUCGGCAUCUUAAAGAAGAGUUGGGUAAAAUACAACAAAGAAAAACUCUAGAGAAGCCUAAGUUUUCUGAUGUAUUAGACUUCAGAAAGGAAAUAUUCUAUGAAUUAUUUUAUGAAGACAAGAUGGAUUUCCUCCCAGCACUGAACAAUUCAAUUUAUCUUUGAAACCUUGGCACAUUGAUAAAAGUUGAACUAAGGUAUGCACAUACAUUGUGAAUUAUUAAGCAGAAGUAUGAGGAAACAUUAGAGAUCUUGAAAUAUACAGAACGGAUGAUUGAAGAUUGUGUCUAUCCGAACCCCUACAAUUCUUAUAUAACAAACUUCCUCAAAGGAUACUGUCACAAGAUGAUCUUUUACUCAAAAUUAGGGAGUUUCCAAUCCAAGAUCUUGGAACUAUCAAGGACGAAGAUUAAUAAAGUCUACAGUGAUUUUGCAAGAGAUCUUCCUGCCUCAGGAAUAGCUACAGGGGCAAUGUUCGCAGCAAUUCCUAACUAUCGUAAACAUAUCAAACAUGAAUGGAGAAGGUAUCUUCUCGAUGCUGAGAAAUUUCUUCUCAAAGCAGUUGAAUUCACAAAAACAGAGUGUAUUUUAGGAGAAUUUGAUAUUGAUAUGUCAGAUUCGGUAUUCAAUCUCUCAGAAGUGUAUUUCCUCCUUUUUGAAUAUGCAGAAGAUCGUAUUGAUUUCAUGUUCAUUGAUUACCCUAAUUUAUGAGUCAAUGUACCACCAGAGAAAAGACAUGAAGGACCUUUAGAGGAUUGCAACUGUGAAUUUUGUAGAUCUAAAAUCCCAUUUUCAAAAAGUAUUGCAGAGACUCAACUUGAGUCGUAUAAUUAUCAUCUAAAAGCAAUGGAGUAUUCGCUAUAUGGAAGAAAAAUGCUAAGGGCCAAGAAUAUCCUUCUGGAUGGAAAUUUCAACACAGGGAAUAUAUCAACUAUCCAGCUUAGAGACAUCCCUGAUGACAUUCUUUAUGAACUCUUUGAAACCCAAAAGUUUCACCAAAUAAAGUUCAUGUCUUCCUUACCAGAAGAAAUGGAUCCUGAGGAGAAGAUCACUUAUAAUUUUUCACAAGCUAAAAUACAUGAGAAUAACCCAGAUGUUAUAAUCUCCGAAAAAGAUUCUAUUUAUAACUCCUAUUGAGAGACUUAUCUCUGAUUGAUAUUAUCUGAGCUCAGAUAUUUCACCUUUGGAGCAGAAAGGAAAUCGAAGAACAUCUCUGUUCUCCAUUCAAUUCUCUCAAAACAUGAGAAUUCUGAAGCAGCAAUCUCCUAUUCCCAAGAUUGAAGAGUUGCAUUCCCUCAACCUGAGCUCGUAAACCUCUUGGCUAACGUAUAGGCUGAAAAAUCUUUGUCAGAUGAUGAAAUAGAGAUCUACCUGAAAUGAAAGGAAACUCCAUGGCUUGAAUUUACCUCUAAACAUAGUGAUUUUAUCUAUGUUCUUCAAAAAUCGCC